Messenger RNA from Phragmites australis (common reed), 773 nucleotides. RefSeq names its product abscisic stress-ripening protein 5-like. Bases 61 to 468 code for a protein of 135 amino acids. The transcript is spliced from 2 exons. NCBI's taxonomy places the organism in Eukaryota, Viridiplantae, Streptophyta, Magnoliopsida, Poales, Poaceae. The record is from RefSeq and is a predicted model, not a curated record.
ACACCAGCCAAGCCAAGUGUACUAUAGUUUUUAAGCUACCGGACCAACUAGACAGCAGCCAUGUCGGAGGAGAAGCACCACCACUUGUUCCACCGCAAGAAGGACGACGAGGACAAGGCCACCGGCGGCGAGUACGGCGGGUACUCGGAGACCGUGGCCACCGAGGCGGUGACCACCGGCGAGAACGAGUACGAGAGGUACAAGAAAGAGGAGAAGCACGACAAGCGCAAGGAGCACCUCGGCGAGACGGGCGCCGUGGGCGCCGGCGCUUUCGCACUCUACGAGAAGCACGAGGCGAAGAAGGACCCGGAGCACGCGCACAGGCACAAGAUCACGGAGGAGAUCGCCGCCACGGGGGCCGUCGGCGCCGGCGGCUACGCCUUCCACGAGCACCACGAGAAGAAGAAGGACCACAAGGACGCCGACGAGGCCAGCGGCGAGAAGAAGCACCACCACCUCUUCGGCUGAUCGAUCGACGAGCACGCACGCACCCGGCUUGUAGUUUGUGUGCAUGCAUCUACCGUGUUUGACGAGUCGUAAUAAUUAGUCCCUUUCGGACCUCGCUUGUUUGAGGCCGAGAGGUGGGGCCGUGCGUCGAGCUGUCGUACCUGUCCGUGGUUGAUUUUCUCUGGAUGUGUGUGGUUGCGUCGAAUAAGUGGGAGCGUCGUGUUGCUCCCGGUGAUGUAUUUUUAUUUUAUUUUAUAAUGGAAGCUUUAUAAUAGAAUCACGUAAGAUUUUACCUAUACAUUCCGAGUGAUGUAUGGGUGGUUGAA